UCUACAGCUCCUGCGAUCUACCGAUCCAGUGAUCUACAGAUCCAUCGAUCUACCGAUCCAGCGAUCUACCGAACCAGCGAUCUACAGAUCCAGCGAUCUACUGAUGAUGCGAUCUACAGAUCCAGCGAUGUAUAGAUCCAUCAAACUAUAGAUCCAGCGUUCUAACGAUCCAGCGAUCUACAGAUCCAGAGAUCUAUCGAUCCAGCGAUCUAUAGAUCCAGCGAUCUACACCUCUAGCGAUCUACAGAUCCAGCGAUCUACCGAUCCAGCGCUCUACAGAUCCAGAGAUCUAUCGAUCCAGCGAUCUAUAGAUCCAGCGAUCUACACCUCUAGCGAUCUACCGAUCCAGCGAUCUACAGAUCCAGCGAUCUAUAGAUCCAGCGAUCUACAGCUCCUGCGAUCUACCGAUCCAGUGAUCUACAGAUCCAUCGAUCUACCGAUCCAGCGAUCUACCGAACCAGCGAUCUACAGAUCCAGCGAUCUACUGAUGAUGCGAUCUACAGAUCCAGCGAUGUAUAGAUCCAUCAAACUAUAGAUCCAGCGUUCUAACGAUCCAGCGAUCUACAGAUCCAGAGAUCUAUCGAUCCAGCGAUCUAUAGAUCCAGCGAUCUACACCUCUAGCGAUCUACAGAUCCAGCGAUCUACCGAUCCAGCGCUCUACAGAUCCAGAGAUCUAUCGAUCCAGCGAUCUAUAGAUCCAGCGAUCUACACCUCUAGCGAUCUACCGAUCCAGCGAUCUACAGAUCCAGCGAUCUAUAGAUCCAGCGAUUUAUAGAUCCAGCGAUCUACCGAUCCAGCGAUCUACCGAUCGAGCGAUCUACCGAUCCAGCGAUCUACCGAUCCAGCGAUCUAUAGAUCCAGCGAUCUACAGCUCCAGCGAACUACAGAUCCAGCGAUCUACCGAUCCAGGGAUCUAA
This is a messenger RNA of Porites evermanni, 917 nucleotides long. NCBI's taxonomy places the organism in Eukaryota, Metazoa, Cnidaria, Anthozoa, Scleractinia, Poritidae. The record is from the annotation of a GenBank genome assembly.